UAUACUUCUUUGAAAAAUUUGUUUUCAUAUUGCAUACUAAAAUAAGUUUACGAAAAUGUACGCUAUGUUUUCUGAUCGUUAUAACGUAUAACAUUGUGAGACUAUGUGAAACCCCUACAUUCCAUAUAACAAAGUUCUACAUUCCAUUUGAUUCCUUCAGUUUCCAGUAUAUAAAUAAAGAAGCAAUCAAUUUAACGGAUUAARGCAUUGUAUGCACAGUAUUUUUGAGUUAUGCCACUUGUGAAGAAAAAUUAUCCAAAUUCAACCAAAACUGUUCAAGCCACUAGGUACAAGUUGCUGGAGUAUAAAUCUUCGGUUGCACYCGUACAGAGCUCUUCCUUACUUGUUUUAUUAUAUACACACAAAUUUAUUCGCAUAUAUAUGUAUUUCCUUUUAGGUUAAUGUGGAUGUAUAAACUGACUUGCGAGGGAAUGAUAAUUCUUUGCCAAGAACUUGUCUUCACGAUAAAUACCAAAAUACUACAUUUAUAUGUAAAUACAUAUGCUAGAGACUUAUAUGCAUAUUUUUAUUCCGGCAAGUUGCUCUAAAUCGCAUAUGUAUGGUAUAAAUACGCACAAAUAGGUAGACAGAAUGUAUGUGUAUGCAAGUCACUAAAAGUUCCUUUUCCAUGCGGUUUUUAAAUUAAGAGAUUAUUUCGCCUAAUAAAUAACAGACAUGUAUUAAGUAUCUACACACAUAUAUGCAUAUAUGUACAUAUACAUAUGUACAUGCAAAUUCGAUUGCACCGAUUUUUCAUAUUGAGAUAACUAAAAAGCGAAAUGAAAAUUAUUUAUGAGCUAUUUGGCUGUCUGUACGUUAACAAUUGCGCUUCGCCAUUAUUUACAAAUAAACCUACAUUUGUAUGCGCCCACAAAAAACCCACAAUGUAUAAUAUACAAUAUAAAUACCUACUAAAAAGUAAUCUUAAUUAAUUUGCUUUAUUUUUCCUUUUCUUAACACGAGCCAAGCCACUAAGUUAGAGAGUGAAAUAUUUUUAGCUGUGAAGAGGAGAGUGUGGUCAAAAAACACAAAAACAAAAAAUAAAAACAAAAUCAAWAUUCGAACGCACCAAAAAGUCGUUGUUGAAUUUUCUUCGAUUUUCAUUUGUUUUUAUUGAUUUUUGCAUUAUUUAAUGUCUCGUUGUAUAAUUCAUAUGCCAAUUAGAUUACAAGUUGUUAUCAUUAGCGAAUGCAUUAAGCAUUAACUUGCUCAUAAUUUGAUAAUUUUUUUUCAGUUUAUAUAAGCAUGCAUCUGUUUGARGAGUGAUUUCUCAAAACAAGCGCAGUUUUAGAUCGUGAUUCUGGUUAAGGCCAAUGAACGGUCCCGGCGAUAUUCCUUUGAAUGAGAACAGUGGCACCCCUGACCCAAAAUCCUGCAGUAUAAUAUCUGUAAUUCCUACAUUAGGCAUGUCAUCAUGUCGUGGUAGAGCCGAGGCUUUUGCACGUAGUUUAUCAUCGAAGUUACGUACAUUGGGCACACAGAAUGACGAUGGCGAAUUAUCGCCUGAGGAAGUGUCGAUAAUUAAUGAAAAUAACACAACCAAUACAUGGAAAACCACAAAUGAAUCCGCGCAGGCGGUGACGGACUUACAACCGCUGCGCCAUGAAUCCGAUUCGUUCUUUGAUUUUGACUGUGAGCUGGAAAGUCCAGGUAGCCCUGUGGAUGAGUGUGAAUAUUUGCGACUAAUAGAGACAGCAUCGAAUACACCACACAAUUCGGCGGCAGAGUCGGGAUGUGUUUGUGCGUCGACCUCGAGUAGUCGCGGUUCCACAGAUGUGCAGUACUUUGAUCAUAUACACAAUGAUCAAACGAUAAAUGCCGCACCUGAAUUUUCGCCUACACUACACAACGGCUAUGGCGCGAAUGACCAAGUCCAUGACCACCAUGAUAACGCGUCUACAGAAAACAGCAAGAAUGAGGACGAUGUCGACAAUGCAGCGGUUGCAAAUAAGGAACUAUCCCAAGAACCUUUGGUGGAGGUGCAGAAACAUGAUGAAACUUUAACACCUGUGGAUUUGGCAAAUAUACAAGAUGAUAUUAUCAACGAACUGCAAGAACAUAGYGCACGCAUUGGAAAUAUUAUUGAAUCCAUGCAAAUUCAAGCAAAUAGCGAAAACAACAAUACUGCUUCCAAAACUUUGCAUACUAAUCUCUCUAACGGUGACACUGAAACUGAUGCACACAGAAAUCUUGACAAUAUAGAACAAUUGCAUACACAAACGACUGAAACUAGCAAUACGGAAAAAACCGCCCAAACCGAAGUACAAAUAGGGUUAGACACAAACGAGUCGACCCGUACAAGCACUCAGGAACCAACUGAAACUAAACAACUGCACAACAAAACCAAAGAUGAGAAAUCCACAUUCGAUGGACACGAAGAGGAUGAAGACGAUUGUCGGCCGCAACGUGUGCGCCGCUGCUCAUCACUGAAAACCGGUAAAACACCACCGGGUACACCAGGUCGCAAGAAAAUUGUGCGUUUCGCAGAUGUACUAGGUCUCGAUUUGGCCGAUAUCAAAACGUUUCUCGACGAAAUACCAACCAUACCGAAAUCUGCAUUUGAAGAUUUGGAAGUGUUGGAAUCGGAACCGCCCAUACAGCUCGGACCGAAAUCUGAUAAGUUACUCAUGCCGCUCUUUCAACAGCCCGGUGGACUGCCGAACUUUUUAGAUCUUGUACGCGAAAAACAAGUUUCAUUGGAGAACGCCGCAGUAACGGAUCACAUCAAUCAGACGAUUACCGGAACUGUGCGUGUACGCAAUUUGGACUUCAACAAGUCAGUGCACAUACGUUAUACGCUGGAUAAUUGGCGCAGCUAUGCCGAUCUGCAGGCAAACUAUGCUGAAAACUCUUGUGACGGCUUUUCAGAUAAAUUUACCUUCUAUCUUUUUGGUAAUUCUUUGCAAAUUGGUCAGCGUAUUGAGUUUGCUUGUCGUUUUCAAUGUAAAGGCCAACAGUUUUGGGAUAACAACUAUGGAACUAAUUACUGCUUCCAAUGCUUGCCAGCGUCAAGUCCUGCUAGUGCCACCACGCAUCCAAUACACGUGCACACGACUACAAGUCACACAGCUGGGUUGUUCAGCCCCACGGUCGGUGAUGCAUGGUGUAGCUCCUUCUACUAGGCACCUGAGACAUAUUGAGAGAAAAAUGUUAAAAAACCAAAUACAUAUAUAUAUAUAUAUACAUACAAUGUUAUUAAUACUGUGAAGCUGCAUGCAAAGAAACACACACACACACAAGUACACGAAUAUACAGAAACACACAUAUAUACACUUAGUUAAAAAAUCAGGGAAAAUACUCUCAAGAAUCCUACUAACUUUCCACCUACAUACAUAUAACAAGUGAAUCCACCCUUACAAAGCCAAAGAACAAGCAAAAUCACGAACGCUACAUUCAUAUAAACUUAUUAUAUGUAUGGAAUUAUGUAUAUUUUUUGUAAAUAUUAACACAAUAUAAAUCUACGCACAUGCACUAGUAUAUGCACACAUACAUAAAUACAUAGAUACGAACUAGAAAGCAUAUUCUGUAUUGGCGAACAGAUGCCUAAAGACUAAAUAAUUUUAGCAAUUUACAACAACAACAAACUACAGCCGGUUAGCAGCCUUUAAUAUACUCUGCCAUAUAUGUGCAUACAUAUGUAUUUAUAUGAAUGUGCCUAUCGAGUUAUUAGCUAAUAAACAUAUGAAUUUUCCUAUAUACAUAUACAUACACAUGUGUUUGUAUGUGUGCAUGUACAUACGUGCGUAAUAGCGAAAAAAAUUUAUCAAAGAAAAUCUUUUUGAAAGAGAAAGUUUAAAAUUACACCUACACAGACAAAUAUAGUGAAAUGUGGAGCUGUUAGAAAAAUCUCCCUACAAAUGUUGCCGUUUUGUAUAACAAAGAUAACAAAAAAGUGAUCAAUAAAAUUAAAACUAAAGUAAAACUAA
Bactrocera latifrons is the source of this 3926-nucleotide messenger RNA. RefSeq names its product glycogen-binding subunit 76A (gene Gbs-76A). The record is from RefSeq and is a predicted model, not a curated record. The transcript has 3 exons. Lineage: Eukaryota; Metazoa; Arthropoda; Insecta; Diptera; Tephritidae. Bases 1314 to 3122 code for a protein of 602 amino acids. Gene Ontology annotation, molecular function: glycogen binding; protein phosphatase 1 binding. Gene Ontology annotation, biological process: regulation of glycogen biosynthetic process. Gene Ontology annotation, cellular component: protein phosphatase type 1 complex.